AUGAGCAUUGAUGCCGGGAGCCUUUUCCUGUGCGUGGUGACCAUUCGUGUAUCUUCUUUGGAGAAAUGUCUCGUCGAGCCCUUUGCCCAUGUCUGCGUUGAGUCCCCUUUUCCUGGUGGAGCUGUAGGAGUCACUUACACGUUCUGGAUGCGGGCCCACUACACCUAUAAACAUAACUUCAAGGUGAGAAGAAUAACAAAGACUAUUUGCUUUUCAGAGUCAUCCUUUUUGAACUUCCACGAUUCAGACUGUGAAUCCAAAGGGUCGGCACCCUGUGACUCUCUGCUUUCCCUCAACACCGAAAAGAUUCUGAGCCAGGCCAAGACUAUUGCCGAGCAGAAGAGAUUCCCGUUUGCUACUGACAAUGACAGUGCAAAUGAAGAGCUAGCUAUUGCUUAUGUGUUGAUCGGCAGUGGUCUCUAUGAUGAAGCAAUAAGGCAUUUUUCAACAAUGCUUCAGGAGGAGCCUGAUCUGGUUAGUGCAAUUUAUGGCCGAGGGAUAGCCUAUGGAAAGAAGGGACUGCAUGACAUUAAGAAUGCUGAGCUGGCUCUGCUCGAGCUGAGCCGCGUAAUUGCCUUGGAACCUGGUCGCCCAGAGGUAUUUGAGCAGCGAGCAGAAAUUCUCUCCCCUCUGGGACGAAUUAAUGAAGCGGUGAAUGACCUCACGAAAGCGAUUCAGCUUCAGCCCUCAGCCCGGCUGUACAGGCAUCGGGGGACCCUGCACUUCAUAUCAGAGGACUAUGCAACAGCCCACGAAGACUUUCAGCAGUCGUUAGAACUGAACAAAAACCAACCUAUGGCUAUGCUAUACAAAGGGUUAACUUUCUUUCACAGAGGACUUUUGAAGGAAGCUAUUGAGUCUUUCAAAGAAGCUUUGAAACAGAAAGUCGACUUUAUUGAUGCGUAUAAGAGCCUGGGGCAGGCCUACAGAGAACUGGGCAACUUCGAAGCGGCCACUGAGAGCUUCCAGAAGGCGCUGCUGCUCAACCAGAACCACGUGCAGACGCUGCAGCUGCGGGGUGUGAUGCUCUAUCACCAUGGCAGCCUGCAGGAGGCCCUGAAGAACUUUAAGCGGUGUCUGCAGCUGGAGCCGUACGACGAAGUGUGCCAGUACAUGAAGGGGCUCAGCCACGUGGCGAUGGGGCAGUUUUACGAGGGGAUAAAAGCGCAGACCAAGGUUAUGCUCAACGACCCUCUCCCCGGCCAGAAGGCUAGCCCGGAGUACCUGAAGGUGAAGUACCUCCGAGAGUACUCGCGGUAUCUUCAUGCUCAUCUCGAUACCCCCCUCACGGAGUACAACAUCGACACGGAUCUGCCCGGAAGCUUUAAGGACCACUGGGCUAAAAACCUGCCUUUCCUCAUAGAAGACUACGAAGAGCAGCCUGGGCUGCAGCCACACAUAAAAGAUGUGUUACACCAGGAUUUUGAGAGUUACAAGCCUGAGGUCCAAGAGUUGAUCUGUGUGGCGGAUCGCUUGGGGUCACUGAUGCAGUAUGAGACGCCCGGUUUCCUCCCAAACAAGAGGAUACACAGAGCUAUGGGUUUGGCGGCGUUGGAAGUCAUGCAAGCCGUACAGCGGACGUGGGCCAACUCGAAGGUUCGGAUGAAUGGGAAAACGCGGCUGAUGCAGUGGAGAGACAUGUUUGACAUCGCGGUCAAGUGGAGAAGGAUCGCCGACCCCGACCAGCCUGUGCUGUGGUUGGACCAGAUGCCAGCACGAAGUCUGAGCAGAGGUUUCAACAACCACAUCAAUUUAAUCCGGGGUCAAGUGGUUAACAUGAGAUACCUGGAAUAUUUUGAGAAAAUACUUCAUUUUAUCAAAGAUCGAAUUCUUGUUUAUCAUGGAGCAAACAACCCUAAAGGACUGCUGGAAGUCAGGGAAGCUCUGGAAAAGGUGCACAAGGUAGAAGACCUUCUUCCGAUUAUGAAGCAGUUCAACACGAAAACGAAGGACGGGUUCACCGUGAACACCAAAGUCCCCAGCCUCAGAGACCAGGGGAAGGAGUACGACGGCUUCACCAUCACCGUCACAGGAGACAAGGUUGGCAAUAUACUGUUUUCUGUGGAAACGCAGACCACAGAAGAAAGGACACAAUUAUAUCAUGCCGAAAUAGAUGCACUUUAUAAAGAUCUGACAGCCAAAGGGAAAGUGCUGACUCUUUCAUCAGAGUUUGGGGAGGCUGAUGCUGUCUGCAAUUUAAUCUUAUCCUUAGUUUAUUACUUUUAUAAUUUAAUGCCACUCUCUCGAGGAUCCAGCGUGAUCGCCUACUCGGUCAUCGUGGGAGCGCUGAUGGCAAGUGGCAAAGAAGUGGCAGGAAAAAUCCCCAAAGGGAAGUUAGUUGACUUUGAAGCUAUGACAGCCCCUGGUUCAGAGGCCUUCAGCAAAAUAGCCAAAAGCUGGAUGAACUUGAAAAGUAUUUCUCCCUCUUAUAAGAUGCUCCCGUCAGUAUCAGAGACGUUUCCGACGUUGCGGUCGACGAUCGAGGUGCUAAACACGGACUCGUCCCCACGGUGUCUUAAGAAACUCUAGCCACGUGUGGUAUUUAUACAAGUAAAGGGCCGGACCUCUUGCUUCUUAAGUUAUUUUUUAAAACAUGGAAUUAUAAAGAAAUUAGGUCCUUUAUUACUUUUGAUACCGAUUUUUGAUAGGAAUUGAAUACUUGAAAUCAUUUUCUUUACUUUUCUGAACCAUAACAAAAUCAUGAAAGAAGGUUUUAGGGGGAUAGGACCUGCCUGACCCGGAGGGAGGUGCGUGUCAGCCAGUGGUCUGUUUUCACCUGUAAAUAAUACGACUCCUUCCUGAGAGCGAAGUCAAUUUACUUCAAAACCACAAAUUUAACAAGAUGAACAAAACCAACCAGAUAGGAGUGCUUUCAUUCCGUUAAGGAGCUGGCUGUUUCCCGAAGACGUUCUUCCUGUGGGUACCGAGGUGGGGUGUCCUGUUCCCACUCAGCGUGGGCCCCCCACUUUGUUAGGAUGGGGGGUAGAGUCGCGGGCCCUGCUAAGCUGCCCGGAGCUCACAGCCGGGAACACGAGCCUGAGUCAUACAGACAGUAUUUGCCAAUGUCCCAAACACUGAAUCGUUGUAUCAUGUGUUUUCUUUGUUGGAAAAAAAUAAACUGGGGUGAUUUCUGUAAAUCACCAGUUUUUGGCACUGGA
Messenger RNA from Tupaia belangeri chinensis (Chinese tree shrew), 3158 nucleotides. RefSeq names its product tetratricopeptide repeat domain 13 (gene TTC13). The transcript has 23 exons. The record is from RefSeq and is a predicted model, not a curated record. Gene Ontology annotation, molecular function: protein binding. Bases 1 to 2529 code for a protein of 842 amino acids. Lineage: Eukaryota; Metazoa; Chordata; Mammalia; Scandentia; Tupaiidae.